This is a messenger RNA of Peronospora matthiolae, 309 nucleotides long. NCBI's taxonomy places the organism in Eukaryota, Oomycota, Peronosporomycetes, Peronosporales, Peronosporaceae. The record is from the annotation of a GenBank genome assembly.
AUGCAUGCUCGAGGUCGCCGCGCAACGCAAGAGUCACGCGAUCAAAGAAGCUCUCGGGAACACACGCCUCCCCACGAUCGUGAGGAGAGCGUCUUCCCUCCUCCUCCACCUCCUUUGAAGGACUCUCGCGGUGGCCAGCGCUAUCUGAUUGAGCGGCUGUUAAACCACCGCGAUGUGAACGGACGUCGGACGAGUUACCUCGUCCGGUGGCGUGGUUAUCCCCCGUCCUGGGAUACUUGGGAGCCCCGCUCCCAACUGAUGAUUGACGUACUGGGUCUGGUUGAGCAGUACGACGCGGCACGGUCGUAA